Aspergillus niger is the source of this 1509-nucleotide messenger RNA. RefSeq lists its product as uncharacterized. The coding region runs from base 1 to 1509 and encodes 502 amino acids. The record is from RefSeq and is a predicted model, not a curated record. Lineage: Eukaryota; Fungi; Ascomycota; Eurotiomycetes; Eurotiales; Aspergillaceae. The transcript has 7 exons.
AUGGCAGGGUGUAUGGCCAAUGAUAGUAACUGGAAGAAAAUUGCGAGGAAAUCGAAUCUUGCCUUCUCUCUUUUCUGUGGUGGCUCUGACGAUAUAGAAAUUCGAACACCUUUUGGAGCUUCCGACAUGAACUACCCUGUCGAUGCAGUGGCAACACCCGAUAUUCGGCCUGCGACGGAAACCCAGCAUUUCAGCUUGUAUGCAUGUGCAGGCAUUGAUAUGCAGCUAGUCUAUGUAACGUACCUUGGGCAAACACCGACGUUGCAGCUCCGCGUCCGUCAUUCUGUGGCAAGAUGCAGCAAUCUUCCAGUCUGGACUUCUUCUCAUGGAUUGUAUGGAAUUUUGUGCCUUCGGCGAUUCCGAUGCCGUAUUUUGGGUGAUCUUUUUAUGGAAGGGAGCGUUUGGCAAGCCGACAGCUCCCCUCCGAGCUAUGACGAGGUCGCCGGAAAGCUGGAUGGCCUCCUCGGCACUAAUCCAACAGUCGAGAAGGCCCUCGAGGCUGCUCGCUCACUUUCCGAUGAGGAGAUCAAUGUCCUUGCCAAUGGUUACGAAGAUCGCAAGCCACUGCAGACAGAUCAGCAAAAAGCCGAUUUUGCUGUCGGUGCAGGACAACACCUUUCGUCCGAGGAAGGUCAAAACGGGAUGGCGCAGGCAGGAACAGCAGCAUCUCAGGCAUCGUUCGAUAUUGAUAAACGUCUCAUUGAUAUUCAGCAAAAGCUGGCUGUCAUUGACCAGAGAUAUAACGAGGGGUUUGCGGACACCAUUGCUGGUAUUCGCCAGCUACCCCGUAUGCAACUAGCUUCGAGAAUUCCUACUAACAGCCUAUUGCAACCGCAGAAUACCAACGGCUUUGAGGCGACCGCCAAAGACAUCCAAGAACAAUACUCCAACGUCAAGAGCAAAUUUUCAUCCUUCGUAGAAACAUACUCAACAUGGGCCGAGGACAAAGAAGGAGAGCUGACACAACAAAUCGCUGAUCUAGAGGAGGAAAUUCGCAGCUUGACACAGGAGCUGAACUCAAUUGAAGCUGCCCAGAAAGUAAUGGCCGCACUCGCAGGAGCGGCGAUCCCAAUUGCAGGAGCGCUGGGGACCAUCUUCGAGCCUGUUAAGCCGUUGAUUCUUAUUGGGGGCCUCAUUUUCGCUGGCGUCGCUCUCGCUGCCUCUAUUGGUCUACUCAUUGCCGCUGAACGAGUGAAAAACAAGAUAAACCAGAAGACAUUUGAGAAGGAGGAUCUCGAACAGCUUCUAGAGAAUAUCCGAAGUGCGCGCCAGGAUCUGCAGGGCAUGCAGCAGAGCGGGUUGCUGUCUUUCCAAGCCUGUCUCGAUGUACUUCCUCAGUACUGGAACUCGACUGUUCAGAAUGCAGAGUCAAUUCAUGACUGGUUGGAGAAAGGCGCUGAAACUACGGCCCGUCCCAUGUAUAUGAACCUGAAUGUCGAAAAGGGCGUAGCGUCUUGUACGUUCAACCUUCUCGUGCUGUAUGAGAAUUUUGCUAACAUUUAUAGAUAA